Molecule: messenger RNA, 1418 nt
Organism: Cercospora beticola
Lineage: Eukaryota; Fungi; Ascomycota; Dothideomycetes; Mycosphaerellales; Mycosphaerellaceae
Source: RefSeq, a predicted model, not a curated record
CAGCAUUCUUAUCAUUACUGUCCACUUCGGAAUGCAGAAAUGAGACUACUGCUGACACAAGCACAAGUCUCGGUAGCUCUCUCUUCCACCAUUGUUGUUUUCUUCACUCUGCUACUCUUUCUCUCUGGAUACGUGCUUCAGCAACGGACUGUCAAGGGACUGCAGGAGGCAUUGAAACCUCGCAUUCCGCAGCGACCGGCAUCGUUGCAGGAUGAGCCCGAGUUCGUGGAACUGCACCGGUCGCGGCUGUUUGGGAGAGAUGGAGGUGCGAAGAUAAUCAAGACAGAUUACGACCGAGAUGUUCACACGUCGGAUGCUCAACGACUCGAUUGGAACAGGCUGGCACAUGUGCAACUCGUGCAGCGACACCAUGACCUUUGCGCUGCUAUCAUGGUGCUGGCAGGGUUACACGAGAUGAGAAGUCCGGCAAAGAGGAUUCUCAUGAUACCGAGUGCGUGGGUGCAACAGAAGAAGAAGGGGGAGAGCGAGGACCCAUACCUCGACAGCACGAGAAGACUAUUGAGACUAGCGCAUAGACGGUAUGGAGUCUUGCUACAGCCAAUGGAGCCCAUACGGAGCAAUGAAGAGGAGGGAGAUGUAUACUCGCUGGCGAGUGCAUAUCAGCUCUACGGCAGCAUCGACCGCAUACUCGCGAUAGAAACGCCAGGACUGGUGCUCGAUGCAGAACCUCUCGAUGCACUACUGGGCUUCACCGAACCUUCGCCCUUCGUCAUGCUGCACGAUACUGUCAAGAACGACAACAUACAUUCAGAAGACUUGUUCCUCAUACAACCUUCGAAACCGACGUACGCCCGAUUGAACGCAACGCUCGAGACACCGGAGUACACCAGCUACCACGACACAUACCUCUCAUCCCUGUUCUCAGAGCCAGUACUUCUGGACUCGAGUACGGAUACCGGAGCACUAAUCCGCUCCAUUGGCACACUGCACGAUGUGGCAGCAGAAUCAGAGUUCAAUCAAACGGCAUACCUGGACAAUGUCGCAUACAUUCGUUUUUCAGAUCCGAAAUUGCCUGGUCCACAGUACGAUGUGCCUUUUGCGAUGAAGCGGGAAGCACGUCCGAAGCACAAAGAUGCGGAUUGGGCGUAUACGAAGUUGUAUGGCGAAUAUGCACAAAAGCGUAUGGAUAUCUGCGGGCUGGACCUGGAGAGUUGGCGGCCGGAGUGAUAGUCUUUUGAUGAAGCGAAGGCGUUUGGGAUUGAUACCAGGUUGUAAAUGCAAGAAGGAUAGAAUGGUACAAAUCACGACAGCUUGUUCACGAGCUGUGAAGCAGCGUGCCAUAGACAUGAAUAAACCAUACCCAAGAGGAUCUGAAACCAGACUCUCAAAUGGUAGCAAAUGCCAAGAAUCACUUCUUGGACGUACGUCAACUUCAGCUUCGCCAUGUCUUGGAGACG